CUAUCAUCUUGAUGCUCUAUGGUCUCAUCCCCGUCGUCCCUCCAUCUCUUCUCCCUUUUCUGUCCCUCGCUCUCUCGAAGCCCCUCAUAUACUGACCAGCAGGGAGAUCAGAGAGAUCAUGCUGUCUGUACUGGCACUGACGACUGUGGUGCUCUUGGGCAUAGUCUCUCAGACUGCAGCUAUAGUUGUGUACACAAGCUGGGAGAAACAUUCACUUGUGGGCUCAGAUGUCAGACUUUCCUGCUCUUUCUUCUCCUGGCACUGGACUUCUCCAGAAGUGACCUUCUCGUGGAGCUACCGUGCAGAUGGGGCAAGAGACAGCAUCGCAAUUUUCCACUACACAGGCGGAGCUCCUUAUGUGGAUAACAAAGGCCCCUUCCAGGACCGCCUGGAGUUUGUUGGCAACCCUGCUCGCCGAGACGGUUCCAUUCUGAUCCGGAACCUAGACUACAGUGACAACGGAACCUUCACCUGUGAUGCCAAGAACCCACCCGACAUAGUGGGUCACCCCUCCAGUGUUCGUCUGCUGGUUUUUGAGAAGGUUCCUGUUCAAGCUGGUGUGAUAACAGGGGUGAUUAUUGGCGUUGUUUUGGGACUGCUGAUCCUCAUUGUGGCAAUUUACUAUCUGAUGCGAUUCCUGGUGGCCAGACGAGUGUUCAGCUUGAGCAUGAGCAAACAUGGCAAGAAGGGCAAAGGAAAAGAAGGCUCACAGCAAAAACAGGCUUCGGUUCUGAUGGAUCCGGCCAAGCAGAAGGUGGCGGCAUCAGAGAAGAAGAAGCAAGAGUCUCGCAGAGAGAGGAAAUAGGGGUUGAGAAGCAGAGAGCUAGAACUCCAGGUUGAGGCUGCCUCCACCCAGACCCAAGUCCCGGAGGAGGCAGCAGGGAUAAGCAGGCAGGGCAGGGUGCUUAUGACCAUUGAGCUAGAACUCACUAAACAAGAGAGGGUGGAAACACAAACUAAAACGAGCCCAGCCACGUUUUUCUCUCAACUAGCAUGUGAAAUCAAUCUCAAAUGAGAGAGAGAGGUGUGAACAAAGGGGUGGUGGAGAGUUUUGGAGGAGAGAAGUGACAUAUCACUCAUAACAUCAGAAAGUCAAGACAAGAGGGGUGCAAUGUUUCUCAUUUUAAUCUCAGCUUGAGUCCACUCACAUUUACAUUUACUCAUUUGGCCAAAGACUUUCAAUGCAUUCAAGGUAUACAUAUUAUGAGUAAAAGUGUUCCAUGGGAAUUGAACCCAAGACCUUAGUGUUUCUAACGCAUGUUCUACAAGUUGAGCUACGCGGUCUCAUGACAAGUCAUAAUAAUUAAUACUAAUAAUUAGAGGUGACAAAAAGCAUACAAGUUGGUUCUCAAUGUCUCAAUGGGAAUCAAAUUUGUACCAUUUCGUAUGAGCCAAGACAAACAAUAUGUCACAAGUUCGUCAUGUCGUAUGAAUUAUUGCAAGAUGUCAUGAGACUAUGUUGGUAAAUUCUCAUUGAUACAUUGUAUAUAAUAUUUAUGUUCUGACUGGCUGUAAAGUUUUCAGUGAGGACAUUACAUGCAUCUUUAAAGGAAUAGUUCACCCAUCAAUGAAAAUUAUCCAAUAAUUUACUCACCCUCAUGCCAUCCCAGAUGUGUAUGACUUUCUUUUUUCUGCUCAACACAAAGAUUUUUCGAAGAAUAUCUCUACUCUGUAAGUCCAUACAAUGCAAGUGAAUGGUGAUCAGACCUUUGUAACUCCAAAA
Xyrauchen texanus (razorback sucker) is the source of this 1723-nucleotide messenger RNA. RefSeq names its product myelin protein P0-like. Gene Ontology annotation, cellular component: membrane. The transcript is spliced from 6 exons. The record is from RefSeq and is a predicted model, not a curated record. The coding region runs from base 119 to 805 and encodes 228 amino acids. NCBI's taxonomy places the organism in Eukaryota, Metazoa, Chordata, Actinopteri, Cypriniformes, Catostomidae. Gene Ontology annotation, biological process: myelination.